This is a messenger RNA of Cantharellus anzutake, 504 nucleotides long. RefSeq lists its product as uncharacterized. The transcript is spliced from 5 exons. The record is from RefSeq and is a predicted model, not a curated record. Bases 1 to 504 code for a protein of 167 amino acids. NCBI's taxonomy places the organism in Eukaryota, Fungi, Basidiomycota, Agaricomycetes, Cantharellales, Hydnaceae.
AUGAUUCGCUCGCGGAUGACCAAGCCCGAGCUAGAAAGGUCAGUCCUAGAGAAGGUCUGGCCCAGGGGAACAGCAGCUAAGGCUGGGACUAGGCUGAAAGGAGUCUUGGACCUGCUAUGUACACCCAGCCUCAGGCUGAGCGCCGGCGGGUGGGUUCUCGUUUUCUUCCCUGCUUGUUGGGUACGCGAAAAGGAAUGGGUCACCGAACUCAGACAUUGCGAAGAUCAGGCUCUGAGGAUCGGUCCCUGGUCCAGAGGAAUCCCAUCACUCUGGAAGUACGUUACCAAGGGCGAAAAAAGGCCUUGGGACCAAGGGACUGCCAGACCUUUCUCUCGAAGUUCAGCUCCAGGAAAUGGUAUUGUUAGCGGAAAGGCCGCCAAAGUCAAUGAAGCCUCCUUGGAAAAGCAGAAGCCCCAUGCUCAAGUAGGGCUUAUGGGGCGCCAGCCAGCAAACGUGCGGCUCUCAGGUUUCAAAGGAUUGAUACCUAUCCUUCGCGACUAUUAG